Molecule: messenger RNA, 1733 nt
Organism: Solanum tuberosum (potato)
Lineage: Eukaryota; Viridiplantae; Streptophyta; Magnoliopsida; Solanales; Solanaceae
Exons: 5
Coding region: 117-1316 (399 amino acids)
Source: RefSeq, a predicted model, not a curated record
AGUUCAACCUGAUAGCCCCCCAACUCGUCCUUUCCCAAAAAUUGCAUCUUUUUUGCUGUCUUUCCUCUCAAACGGCAAAAUUCAACAACUUCACAUAGUGUGUAACUAAGCUUAUAAUGAUGGCAUCUUAUUCUUCUGUGUUACGUGGGAAAGAAGACAAAUGUUUUCCUCCUCCUCACAAGUUGUUUCCAACUCAUGGUUUUGCCAUGGAAGAACAGAAACAGAAGAAGAAGGUUCAAGAUUUUAACUAUACAGGCACUGGCUGUGAGGAACAGAGCACUGACGGGUUGAAGAAAGUGAAAGUUAAUUGGGGGAAUGAUUCGAUUUUUGGUACUUAUGGGUUGUCAGAACACUCAUCUUCCUCUGGUUUAAGCAGCCCUUUUGGGUCUGAACUUGGCUCAACAGAAACUGAUGAAACUGAAAGCGAAGAAGAUGAAGAUUUCAUUGCUCAAUUGACUCGUCAAAUGGCUGAUUAUAUGCUUAAAGACGAUGACGAAGAAGAAGAUGAAAAUGAUGAAAACAGAGUCCUCAAUUCUACUCCUAAUACUGUCCAGACAUCAAACACAUAUGUGUUCGCUGGGAAUUGGUCAAAUUACAAUUCCAUGGAGAUAUGUUACUAUAAUCAAGAAUCUUUAGGCACAUAUGUUAAGCCUGUAGCAGACUCUGAGAAUCAUCAAAUGAAGAAUUCUAAUACUGUAUUUUACUCUAGUGAUGAUUUGAAGAGACCCAUUCAAGUGUACCAUUUGAAAGACCAACCAACAACAACAAAACACAAGCCCUCUAAUUCAAGAGGAAAAAGAGUGAAGGGGACAACUAGUGAGUCAGUUCAGCAACUCAAAACUGAAAAAAACAACACACAGAGUAGUUUGACUAAAAAACAAACAGUUGGUGGGCAUGGCCAAAGUGGAGAUAAGAUUCAUCAUCUUCAUUCUCAACAUCCAGUACAGGGUAGUGGAGCAGGCAUUAGGGCCAUAUUUCUUGGUGGAUCUGGGUCGAUAAACGGGUCAUCUGGAACUGGAGUUUUCUUGCCUCGCACAAUUAAUAAUCCCAAUCCUCUUCCUACUGCAACAACAGAACCAAAAAAGAAGAAAUCUGGAAGUUCAACGGUUCUAAUACCAGCAAGAGUAUUACAAGCUUUGCAACAACACUACAACCAUAUGGAUGCUUUGUCUCAAUCAAACACAUGUGCUGUCUCUCCCACUCACUUUCCCAAAAAUGAGUAUGAAACAGAUAAUUUGGUUAAUGAACAUUCAGAAGACCAAACAAGUGUGGUAAAUGACCAAGAGAUGCAACUACCUCAAGAAUGGACGUACUAAACUUGUUGAUUAAUGAUUAUAUUAUUGAUUGGUAUCAAUAAUAAUUGUCAUAUUUAUUGGGAAGCAACUAAUAAGGACAAGGGUGCAUGUGAAGAAUAUUCAAAUGUCAAAUAAUAAUGGAAUCUUGGUGUAGAUAUAUAUUAUUUUAAUAAAAAUAAGUAAUGAUGUUGAAAGUGAUGUGGCUUUCAAUUUCACUAAGUGGUCCAGAUGGAUCAAUAACAAGUCGUAGGUUGUAGUACAUGUAUCAUACAAGAUGUGGCUUGUUACUUAACUAGGAUGAUAUUGUACUAAUGGGAGGGAUAAAUAUCUUAUUUAUUAUGCCUUGUAGUAAUAAAAAUUGAUUGGAGGUGUGAUGUAUCCAAUUCAAGAAUGUAAAAAAGCCUAGUGCAAAUAGAAGUUGUUCUUUUUAUUGGUGUA